Zerene cesonia (dogface butterfly) is the source of this 4826-nucleotide messenger RNA. Its product is annotated as slit homolog 1 protein. Bases 398 to 1846 code for a protein of 482 amino acids. NCBI's taxonomy places the organism in Eukaryota, Metazoa, Arthropoda, Insecta, Lepidoptera, Pieridae. The record is from RefSeq and is a predicted model, not a curated record. The transcript has 12 exons. Gene Ontology annotation, molecular function: protein binding. Gene Ontology annotation, cellular component: plasma membrane.
UGACCGCAACCCGAAUGGUCGGGCACUUAAAGCGAUCCUCACACGUUAGCUCUACACAAUACACCGGCCGAACGGAGAUGAACUAUCAAAUGAUAAUAGACGUACAACCGAGGGGCCGCAGUUAGCGUCGAUCUGCGUAGGAGAAUAAUACUGAUAUGUCGAUAAGCUAGCCAAUUUUAGCGUAUAAACGGCAUGUGUUUUGUCACAGUUGAGUGUACACGGAAGUUUCUGUUUGUUUGUGAAUCCAAUUGGUGACGGAAUUUGAUACGAAGUUCUAAUUGGUGUGUAAAGGGUGGCAGGUGAAUCUCAACUAACAUGACCUAGUGCCCCAUGACUGUGGCGCACCCCUCACGCCAUUCUCGUUCGCCGACCUGACACGCACACUCACAUCCUCAAAAUGAUGUCUCGCUGGUUGAUAUUCUGUUGCGUGGUGCUGCUAGCGCGACCGGCGCACCAGCAGGGCGCGCAGCAGUGCCCCGCGCCCAACACGAUCACACCCUGCACCUGUACUGUGAAGAAAAACGGUCUCGAUAUCCUGUGUGAAUUUACAGAGCAGCAACACAUACAGAAGGCGAUGAAUACACUUCGUUCGAAGCCGAUGAUAAUUUUCUACCUGAAACUCCGUCAUAACAAUUUGGCCAAGCUUCCUUCAUACAUAUUCCUUGGCUUGGAUAUUCGGCACUUGACGGUACAUAAUAGUAGCCUAGCCGUUAUCGAGGAUUCAUCUUUGAGCUCUAUUGGCAACAAGUUAACGCAACUCGAUGUGUCUCAGAACAAACUUGCGACCAUACCGACCUCGUCCUUCACGCAUCUUAACCAUCUGCUUAUUCUCAACAUGAAUCAUAAUAAGGUAACGGCGGUACAUAACAAGGCAUUUUUGGGUCUUGACACUUUGGAAAUUUUAACCCUGUAUGAAAACAAAAUAUCAGUGGUUGACGGUGAAGCUUUUAAAGGCUUAGAAAAGAAGCUAAAGCGUCUGAACUUGGGCGGCAACGAACUCACUGCGGUGCCGCAGAAGGCUCUGGCAUUACUCGAGAAUUUGAAGAAACUCGAAAUGCAAGAAAAUCGCAUUACUUCCAUUUCGGAAGGAGAUUUCGCGGGUUUGAGGAGUCUUGAUUCGCUUGGACUAGCUCAUAAUCAAUUAAGAGAAGUACCAGCUCAGGUGUUUUCUCACCUUAACUUCCUCAAUUCAUUGGAACUCGAAGGCAAUCUAAUACAGCGUAUUGAUGAAAAAGCUUUCGUUGGUCUUGAGGAGAACUUACAAUACUUACGCUUGGGCGACAACCGUCUACACGAAAUACCAUCCGAAGCGCUACGACCGCUGCAUCGGCUACGACACCUCGAUCUACGGUCCAACAACAUCACCUACAUUAGCGAGGAUGCGUUCACUGGCUACGGAGAUUCCAUUACGUUUUUGAAUUUGCAAAAGAAUAUGAUUCACCAAUUGCCGACCAUGGGCUUCGAUAAUUUGAAUUCUUUGGAGACGUUGAAUUUGCAAAACAACAAGCUACAACAUAUUCCCGAAGAGAUAAUGGAACCCAUACUGGAUACUCUCCGUGUUGUAGACAUCAUGGACAAUCCGCUAAUCUGCGACUGCGACCUGGCGUGGUACGAAGCGUGGCUGGCGAGCCUGCGCGACCGCGACGACGAGAUGAUGCAGAAGAAGCGCACCCGCACCGUGUGCACGAUGGUCAACGAGCACCGCGAGUACAGCGUCGCCAAAAUGCCCCUCGAGAAAAUGAACUGCAAACGAAAACCGGGAUACGGAGGACCCUCGAGCGCUCCGAGCACUUGUCCCAUCAUCGCUAUCAACUUCAUCGUUCUCGCCGCCAGAGGGCUCCAGUAAGUUUACAUUCAUUUAACCCGUAUGUUUACUUAGGUCCUGUGAAGAACCAACUCGAGCUAGCUGUGGCCGGGUAGCUCGACGCGGGCUCUUCGUAAUCUCAUCGUUUCGGACGUGAUGAAUUUGUGCAAUAAACAUAUACAUAUCAAUUUUGGGCUGAAACGUAGUAUUUUGGGAUGGCAAUUUGUGAUAAGAAGUUUUUGCGAGUGUGAUACACAUAUUUUUAAACUAGGUACCUUCGUAUGGAAUGCCUUACUUUAGAGUAUUGUGAAGGCAAACAGUGUCGGCUCUAUUUGAGGUGUAGAUUUUCUAAGCGGGAUUUUAAAUGAAAUCGAGAAUUGUGAUGCCAUGAGCUAUAUCGCGUUUCGUUUUAUCUUUAUCGAUACCCAAAUAUAAAUCUUCUAAUAUUUUUUAUCGUUUACCCCUAACUUUAAUAUUGUACACGUAUUUUAAGCUUUUGUGCAUUUACCAUGUUGACUACUAUGGUAUUAUCGUAUAAUUCUCUAAAUCUAUUAAGAUUCUGGGUGCGAAGGUUGUAGCUUGAAUUUGACAUGAGGAUUAGAGGGAAUGACAGAAGCAAAUGUGUUUGUCCGGGAAUUUAUAUAUUUCCUGUAGUUUAAUGAAAAAUGUCGUUCCCUGAGAGUUUCUGGCUACGACCAUUCAGAACGUACUGGUUAUUAUUAAUCUUUAAGUAUGAAAACAUCUCCUUUGAAUUACUACCUCUUGUUUAGUAAAUUUAGUUUAGUUUUAUCGCUGGAAAGAUUAUUAUUGUUACUGAGCCCCUAAAUGUUCGAUUUGAUGUAGUUUAGUUAUAUAUUAUGCAGAUAAGUGUUAGAUAAAUUUUCUAUAUAAAUUAUAAUUGCUGUUGAUAAUUUUAAAUUGAGUAGCGUUAGUAUACUAGUUUCAUUUGUGCUCGACAUGUAAAAGUACCAUUAAUUUCACAUUAACCAAGAUAUUCACUAGUCUAUAUAAAAGUAUUGUUGAGAAGUGCAAUUGUUAUAAUGAAUAUUACAAAUCGCAGUAAAUCGAUGAGUGUGGAUAGUUAAUAUUUAAUCGAGUACAGUACUUGCAUGUUUAGUUUUACGUUGAGUUAAUCUUUGUUCAUUUUUAUUAUGUUUACGCUUUUAAUACCUCCAAAGCUUGAAAAUGAAUGCAUUCUGCUUGAGGUUUUAGGCUACUGAAUUUAUUAGUUUUGUAGGAUAACUCGUAUUGCUAUGUUUAUUUUAAGCCGUAGGUUUAUUGAUAUUUCAUAGAAAAUUAAUAAAUGUGACUGCAAACAAAGCGCAUGGUGCAACUUUCGUUAAAAUAUCAUCUAUAUUGCCUUAUUUUGCAUGACCUCUUUAUAAUUUUGUUCAAAACAUUUUUUUAUUGAUAGUUUCGACUAUAUUAUUGGCUAGUGUGAUUAAAUUUAUUAUAUUGACACAUUUCACUAGAAUGAAAAUAAUUUGUAUACACUGUUGAAAAAUUUAAUUGAAAAAUGUGAGCACCCUGUAUAAGUGGAAAUCCAAGUGAUAAAAACGUAACCUAAAACAUAUCCCCUAGUCUGAAAUUUAAUGUUAAUAUUAUAUAAAUUAUUGUAUUAUUAUAUAUACAAAUAUUUCAAUUGGAUUGAUAAGCUUAGUGUGAAUUGAAAAUUUUGGUAAAAUAUACCUAUUUCUAUUGGUUACACGCGAAUGCGAAACCAUUUUAAAAUAUCUCGCAAAUUUCAAACUUCAAUGUUUCAUACAAGCGUUGUUGUAUCAAAAUGUGCGACGCCUGUUAGACGCGAGAUUGAAUACCCCUUUUGUAUUCUUUUGACAGGCGUUUACACAUUUUACCUUACAAAUUUAUUAUACCCACUAGAAUAAUAUAUUGAAAAUAUAUUUCAUAUUGAUGUUUAUAGUAGUAAUGCACCAUUGGAGAUCAUUAGGCACGUAGAAAUAAGAGGACACGCGUAGUGUUGGUCAGAGUCAAAGAAACCUGAUAAUUAAGAAUUACGACGCCGUCUCGGUACGGUAGUUUUCUCUAUAAGUGUUUAAUGUAUUAUUCUAUAUUGAAUUUUCGAUAUCUAGAUGUCGUGUUUCAUGUCUGCUAUUAUUGUGGGGAAGUUUCGGUCGUACUAAAUGAUGGAAUGCUUGUCGAAUUGAUCUUAAUCUCGAUCAGUAGGUAACCUAACCGUAGUCAAGCUCAAGUUGUAUUACAGUUGCAAAAUGUAACUAAAAAUACAUACAUUAUCAAUUUUAAUGUAGGGAAAACAUAAAUUCUAAGAUAUGUCUGAAACAAAACGGUUCCAUCAUUUCGGUACGGUGACAAAUUGUCUCUUAUUCCAUACUGGCGCUUUAUUUGUUAAUCUGACGUAAGUUAAAAUAUACUUCUAUAUUGUAAUUCGAUUUCAUAUAGAAUAAUUCGAUGUUUCUAUACUAAUAUAAGUAUACACUUAACUUCAUGUAGUAAAAUUUUGUUGAUAUAAUUACCUACAAUGACUAUUUUAAUUUAUUGAAAUUGUGUUAUUUACAAUUUUAUGUAUGUAGAAACUUCUACUUGUUUUCUUAUAAAAUUUAUCAAAUCUGCAGUUAGUAUAUGAAGUAAACAUAUUUGAGUAUUUCGGUAAUCGUUUGAAGAAAAGUCGUAUAUAUUAUAAAAAGCCAUAAGUAUGUUAAUAUCAUGGACCUUACAUUGCAUAUCAAUUAAUGAUAAGAUAACAUAGUUAUAUACUCUUUAUUGUUAUAUAUUUAUCGUAUAUUCACUGUUAAUCAUUGUUGUGGAAGCUUAUAAAUCGAUGUUUAUCUGUGUGUUACAUGUAUGAUGUAUUCAAUCUAUUUGUGUGUCUGUGUAAUCACGUGUUUUGUCAGCAAUAAUUAGUAAAGUUAACAAUAAAUUUAACUUGGGAAUAAAAAUUUAAAUAAAUUUGGCAAUCAUUUAUUGUGAUGAGUUCACGGUUAAUAGUCACAUUUAUUAAUGAUACUACGUAAAAAUCUAAGUCUAAUAUUGAAAUCUCGCUGUA